This is a messenger RNA of Paramecium primaurelia, 461 nucleotides long. The record is from the annotation of a GenBank genome assembly. Lineage: Eukaryota; Ciliophora; Oligohymenophorea; Peniculida; Parameciidae.
AUGGAGUCUAUUUAAAUGGAGCUGAACUAUUCAAAUUGUAAAUGGAAGAACCUAAAAAUACAUGAAUUAAACAAAUUAGAUGACCAUAGUGGUUGGAUCUUAUCAGUCUGUUUAUCUUCUGAUGGAAAUAUAUUAGCUUCUGGUAGUGGUGAUAAAUCUAUUAGACUAUGGGAUGUUAAGAAUGGAAAAGAAAUUUUACCUGCUUACAAAACUUAUAAGGAUAUUCUUGCUUAAUUUCAAACACCGCUAUUUUAAAACAAUCCUCUGUUAUGUAUUUCUAUCAUUAUAAUUAUUUAGUAUCGAACAGUAUUACAGUUCUAAGAAUAUCUCAAAUUCCAUUAUUUUAAGCAUAAGGAGCUUUAUUAUUAAAAGGAGGUUUUGUAAAUUACGGGGGAUACAAUCUUAGAUAAUUAUUUAAAUCUAAAGGAAGUUGCUUCUUAGAAGAUUUUAAACAAAUGUGA